UGCACCGGUGGGAUGUCGUGUGGCUAGAUAGAUACAUGGUCGCAAAAGUUGACUAUAUUAGUAUUUGACCUGAAUUUUCAACGCCAUUUGUUUAAACAGUAUCGAGUCCAUGCACAUUAUCUGAAGUUUACAGCGUGGGAAUCGGAGGUAUAGUCUUUAGGUGACUGGGCCACAAAUAUUGGAAAGGCAUCAACCAAAUGAAUGACGUCACUACUAUGCAGCAUGGUAGUCAUGAGAGCGAGGUGACAACCAUGACACCCUUUUUAAUCAGCCCGACAAGUCUAGAAUAGAAACUCGCCCACGAUGAAUUCUCUUGCUUUACCCUCAUGCUAGCCCUUCCCGACAACACGCUACUGCAAAUAAACCUCAGCACUCAAAUUCUAUGCUACAUUUUUGUAACCUUGCCGGUGGCGUUAAGGCUGGUGAUUUGGAGAGAAAUAGGACGGCCCUUCGGCGUUGAAGAUGUGACUUGCUUUGUUGCCUGGAUCCGAACGCAGCUCUUGUUUAUGGGCUAUUGUACGUGUGCCUUGAUCUAUGGUUUCGAUGGCGGUGCAGAAGGAAUGGCUAGCCUGAGUGACAAUCAGAUUGAAACAAGCUUCAAGAUAUCCUAUGUGUCAACCAUAUUCUAUGCGCCCUUGGCGCUAUUCGUGAAGGCCACUCUACUUCUGGUGCUGGCCAAAGUUUGGAGGCCCUUCCGGAAAAUCAUAGUAGUCGAUAUCACUCUUGGCCUAAUUGUGGCCUACUACAUUGCAAUACUUUUCGUCAAGACCUUUCUCUGCUCGCCGAUCUCGGCGUACUGGACGAUGUUGACGAGGCCAGGCGGACGGUGCCUCAAUCGGUCCGCAGUGAUCAUCGCGGAUUCCCUCAUCAGUGUGAUCUCCGACAUUGCGAUCUUGGUGCUUCCUAUUAUCUUCACCUGGUCAUUGCACAUGUCUUUGAAGUCCAAGGUAAAGGUGGUCGCACUUCUGGGGUUAGGCGGUAUUGCCGUAGGUUUCAGCCUAUAUCGCCUGGUUCUAGUCAUCUUGCAUGGAGAUGACCCAGACCAGACAUUAUUGUUCCUGAGAAUUCUACUAUCCGGAAAUGCCGAGGGAGGCAUCGGCCUCAUAUGCGCUUGUCUGCCAGCUAUAAGCAAGUAUAUAACUCGUCGGAGGGCGAGGACGUUAUCCUCAAAAGACCGACCGGCAGAAGAGACACAAAUCCCAUUAGAGCGUACUUACGAUAGAUCUGAGAGCUACCAUAGCGUUGACGCAUCGUUCCAGAGCCACCUGGAACCCCACGUAUGGCCAGGCUCCGCGGAAUCCCCACAGCUGAAUGCGCGCCGCGAGUCUUAACAUCGGCCUACAACACCCCCAUGGUAUUCUCUUCAUCAGCAAGAUGAGCUUAUUACCCGAUAGAAAGCCUUUCACACAAUAUCCAUGGUCCUUCAAACAAAACAUUGAUUACGUUAGAGAGUAGGCAUCCACCAAUAUAACGAACGACCAUAUGAUGACGAGGGUUCAUCCCUAGCCGACUU
This is a messenger RNA of Aspergillus campestris IBT 28561, 1513 nucleotides long. RefSeq lists its product as uncharacterized. Lineage: Eukaryota; Fungi; Ascomycota; Eurotiomycetes; Eurotiales; Aspergillaceae. The transcript has 6 exons. The record is from RefSeq and is a predicted model, not a curated record. The coding region runs from base 327 to 1331 and encodes 334 amino acids.